AUGCCUCUGGUAUCCCCGGAGGAGAAGCCCAACCCGCUGCAGGACGCGAACUUCUGCUCCAGGCUGUUCUCCUGUUAUCAGAGGCUUUCUACUGGGGACCACAUGGGAUUACUGGAGAGCGCUGUGGCGGUGGUGGCUGCUCUUUGUUUGGAAGGACUCGUCCUGUUCAGAGCAACACUGACCCUCUCAGCAUCCCAGGGAGGUGGCUUGUUUAAAAUUGGUUACAAACGAAAAUUAAAGCAAGAUGACAUGUACUCGGUGCUUCUGGAAGAUCGCUCCCAGCGCCUUGAAGAAGAGCUGCAAGGGUACUGGGAUCGAGAAUUUUUGAGAGCCAAGAAAGAUGCACGGGAGCCUUCUUUAAUGAGAGCAAUCAUCAAGUGUUACUGGAAAUUCUAUUUCGUUUUGGGACUACUUACAUUUCUUGAGGAAGCUGAGCAGUGGCUGCUGGUGGCAGAGAUACUGUGGGCUGAGAGCAACCACUGA
Molecule: messenger RNA, 483 nt
Organism: Cervus elaphus (red deer)
Lineage: Eukaryota; Metazoa; Chordata; Mammalia; Artiodactyla; Cervidae
Product: ATP-binding cassette subfamily C member 4-like
Exons: 6
Coding region: 1-483 (160 amino acids)
Source: RefSeq, a predicted model, not a curated record